Molecule: messenger RNA, 4716 nt
Organism: Varanus komodoensis (Komodo dragon)
Lineage: Eukaryota; Metazoa; Chordata; Lepidosauria; Squamata; Varanidae
Gene: SLC25A44
Product: solute carrier family 25 member 44
Exons: 5
Coding region: 580-1521 (313 amino acids)
Biological process (GO): branched-chain amino acid catabolic process
Cellular component (GO): mitochondrion
Molecular function (GO): branched-chain amino acid transmembrane transporter activity
Source: RefSeq, a predicted model, not a curated record
UGUCCAUACUGUGUGUUAUUUUAAACACCUCUAUCAUGUCUCCCCGUCCAAAAAAAAAUUCUAAGCUGACCAGUCCCAGUUUUUGUAGCCACUCCUCACAGGAGAACUGCUCCAGCCUCCCGGUCCUUUUUGUUGCCCUUCUCUGUAUUAUCUGCCUUUCUGUUUCUGUCCCUUCUUUAAGUUGUACACCUGAGGGAGGGGACUCUCUUGCUGUUUUUGCUGAACCCCUCUCAGCUGACCAUGGGGUCAAAAUGUGCCAGCAAAAUGUGCCACCUGGGUGAGCAUGCAGGAUUGGCCCACGCUGCCUGUGCGCAUGCCACAGAAUGCCACAGGGGAUGGUAAUAGACAUCUUUCCCAAAUCUUUGGUUUUCCCUUUCGCUCCCUCAAGCGUUGGCUUCCAGGCUUUUAACCAGCUUUUUGGAUGUCCCAUCUGGCAUACUUGGGCCUUUCUCCAAAGCUCGUGUGAAACAAGAAAUGGAAGUGCUGAAGUCUGAAAAGUAGGAACUAAGGACUCAACAUGAAUGGGGAAAGGAUUGCUUUGUCGCCGCCACAUCCUUCUCAUUGAAAGGAGCCUCAGCCAUGGAGGACAAGCGCAACAUCCAGAUCAUCGAGUGGGAGCACCUGGACAAGAAGAAGUUCUACGUCUUCGGCAUCUGCAUGACCAUGAUGAUCCGGGUCAGCGUGUACCCCUUCACGCUCAUCCGGACGCGGCUGCAGGUCCAGAAGGGGAAGAGUCACUACAACGGGACUUUUGACGCCUUUGUCAAGAUCCUGCGGGCAGAGGGGGCGGCCGGGCUCUACCGCGGCUUCUUGGUCAACACGUUCACCUUGAUCUCGGGCCAGUGCUACGUGACCACGUACGAGCUCACCCGCAAGUACGUCUCCCGCUACAGCAGCAGCAACACGGUCAAGUCGGUCGUGGCGGGAGGCUCUGCCUCGCUCGUGGCCCAGAGCAUCACGGUGCCCAUCGACGUGGUCUCCCAGCACCUGAUGAUGCAGCGGACAGGCGGCAGCAUGGGCCGCUUCCAGGUGCAGGCGCACAAGGACAAGCGCUUCCCCGUCUUCGGCCAGACCCGAGACAUCAUCGCGCAGAUCUUCAAGGCCGACGGGCUGCGAGGCUUCUACCGGGGCUACGUGGCCUCCCUGCUCACUUACAUUCCCAACAGCGCCGCCUGGUGGCCCUUCUACCACUUCUACGCAGAACAGCUCUCCAGCCUGACUCCCAAGGACUGCCCGCACCUCCUCCUGCAGGCGAUAUCUGGGCCAAUGGCUGCCGCAACUGCGUCCACCCUCACUAAUCCCAUGGAUGUCAUUCGGGCGCGCGUGCAGGUGGAAGGCAAGAGUUCCAUUAUUCUCACUUUCAAGCAGCUGAUAGCAGAGGAAGGCCCAGGGGGUCUCAUGAAGGGCCUCUCGGCCCGCAUCAUCUCGGCCACCCCUUCUACCAUCGUCAUUGUGGUGGGGUACGAGACGCUGAAGAAACUAAGCCUCCGCCCAGAGCUGGUGGACUCGCGGCACUGGUAGCAAAAGGGGGAGUGGAGAAACGGACGUCUCUCGAGUCUCUUGGACCAUCGCAAUGGUUGAAAAUUCACCAAAAAGCAAGCGUGGGGGCAGAAGCACUUUCUGAAGCAGCGCUGCUAGUGGAGAAUUGGGUGCAGGUGGCCGUGUGCAAGCAUUUCUUGGCCCCAGCAUUGCUCCCCUCGGGGAUCGAUUGCCACUCUCUGCAAAAGAAGCACCUACUGUAAAAACCCCUCGAGCUGUUCAUCUGUGAGGGAAGCCUGGCCCCACUCCCCAAACCUCAAUCCCAAAACUGAUUUUGAUUCUCCCUUUCAGUUUGCCAAAUCCCCACAGUGCGGGAGUAACUUUGUGCAAGACCCUCAGUUGGAGGUUGCCAACUGCAGCAGUGCCCGACACUUUGUUAAAAAGCAGUUCAUAAACAUGCAUCUGCCCAACUCUGAAACUUCUGACAGCUGAAGAUUUGAAAGGGGGCACACAUGCCAGAUGCCAGGAAUUGUUUUAAGAGACGCUGCUCUGACGCCUUGACAAGACGUGUAAAUACAUGUUUUCUUUUGGCUCAUCCUUGGAAGCCGGCUUGCCAGUCCCUUGCCCCAUUUCUGAUAUGUCAAAAGCGAUUUUAAAAGAAUUUCCUUUCUAGCCUGCAGCAGUUGUGGUGCACAAUUGUUGUGUUGUGUGUAUUUCUGUCUUCUGGGGGGAGCCCUAAAAUCCACUCUAGGGAGGAUGGCACCCCUUAUUCUGUGGCCUUUGCAAAUUGGAGUGUGUAAAAAUUAGAACCCUAAAAUUGCUUCCUCCUGCCAGUUCGUUUUCCUUCUAAGCACAAAGACACCUGGCGAUUCUCCUCUUGCAUCUCCUUGGGAAGGCAGGGUUCAGUUUUGCUGAAAUGUUUUGUAUAAUACCUAAUUUGAUCUUUGUAUGAGUGUCUCAUUCACUGAGUGACUGUUUUGUUAACCGGAAAGACAACGAUGUCGGUGGGCAGGAGCACUACUUCCUGCGCUGGUGGGAGCAGGUGGUCAGGUGCGUGUGCACCUGCGGCCUUCGGCACGGCAGAGCGGCCAGCCGGGACGGCAGCCUCUUAGAGUUGUGUGCUCCUGCGGGUGAAAUCUGUUUGGGCUCCCGCUUCAGCUGUUGGGACGGUGAGAGCAGAGCGUGGGUGCGGCAGGACCCGUGGCCGUGCGAGGGGCAUCUUCCCGCACCAGCUUCCCCGCUCGCCAGCGCAGCUUCAUUCUGGGUUCCUUGUUGUCCACAGUGCUCUGGUAGCCAUGGAAGACUGGACGGCUGUGAGCGCGGACAGGAGGCCGCAUUAUCGUGGAAACCAGUUCAGUCCCUCCAGUCGUAAGGGGAAAGGGGCUGAAAGCAGCACUGGGCAGGUGAUACUCUUUGCACUUUGGAUCUCUUCUCUGCAGCAAGCAGAAUGCUUUUUAAAAACUUGGAUCAGCGUUUACUCAAGUGCCAUAAUCAGAAACCAAGAGAGGCUGUAGGCCUUGCGAUGUUUGAAUGUUGUUCUCCAAGAAGGUUCAGUGGAGGAGUAUGUACUAUGGGACGACACGUAUUUAGUGUGAGGUGGCCACAGGAAGUGGCGGAUGCAGACGAGUCUCCCCUAAGCCCAUUCAGAGGUCUUGCCCCUCACUGAAAGGGUGGGGUAGCACCAGGCCAGCCUUCCCCAAGCUGGUGCCCUCCAGAGGUUUGGGGCUGCAGUCCUCUGCAUUCUUUGCCAUUGGCCAUGCUGACUGAGGUGAUCGGUGUUGGAGUCCAGAGCAGCUAGAAGGCACCCGGUAGGAGUGAGCUGAACUGAGCAGCAGGCCCCACCUUUUCCCGUAUUGCUUGUGGAGAAAGAGCUGGGAGAGAUGGCAUACACUGCACCAACUCUUCACCUGCCCCAGAUCAGCCUUGAACCGUCCCCAGCCUGGUGGACUCCCUUGUGUGGACUGCAGUUCCCAUCAUUCCAAUGCAGGCUGAGCAUUACUGGCGUUCAUGCCUCUGGAGAUCAGGCGGGGUGGCUUGGCUCUGGGGUGGAUCGGGGCAGGGGCGCACGGCUGCUCUGCACCGUGCCAGCUUGCCGGCCUGGCUGCCUCCCCAGGGCGCUGGGUGCUGCGUGGAGGAACUUGGGUUCGGUGGCGCAGGCCAGGCAAGAGUCUCGGCUCGGGGCAUUUUCAGCAGCAUGGGCACACGUGUUACGAAGGCCUGAUGGGGGUUGUGGGGAGUUUGGGUUUUUUGUAGAGCAGAGGAAUCUCUCCCAUCUGUGACCCCAAAAUUCUCAUACCACACAAUUAUUUUAUAUGUCGCAAAUAACAGAAUUUGGUUGGGUUUUGCCAAAUUGUUUCCUUGGUUUUUUGCUUUUGUAAUGGAGUGUUCAAAAGUAUUUCCUGAUCAAAAGCAAAGGCUCUUGGCUGAACUGACGUUCCCCGUUGGCAGGCUCCACACAUUCUUUGCUGUGUUACGCACUGGGGUGGUCUUGGUGAGCAACUGCUCUUGCUCCAAAUGCAGCUGAUGACCUGCUGGGCGUACCUGGGUGCAGGUGGGCUCCGGUCAGUUUCUUCAGUGAAGCAACUCAUCCCUGUGGGGGUCGGAUGGAUUAAUCCCUUCCUCCAAAGCGGCUGCGAUGGUUUUCCAGUGUUACACCACUGACUUCAGUUCAUCGGAUGUGCCACAGAUUCGUACGAAAAUACUGUAGCCCUCUUCUCGAUGGCUGGUACCUACAGUGCUGGUCCCUCCUGCUGGUUAAAGCACAGCUUAUGACCGGUAACGUGUUCGUUCUGGCGAAGUCUGUCCAUGUGCAUGCUAUGCCAAGUACAAAUAACCAAGUCUGGUAAUUUUUACAUAGUGGGCUGAGAUCUCGUUCCAUUCUUUAUCCACUUUUUAAAAGUGGCAUUGGUAUUCUGACUUAAUUGCUGUUUCUAAUCUUUAGUGCAAAGAGAAUCUGUAAGGAACGCCAGGGAACUGAUCUCCCAUCAACACACACCUCACUUUGAGCCGGGGGUGCAGAGCAAGCAGGGCCAAUGGGGGCUUCAGCAGCUCCCUGGUCUGAGGAUGUGCCUGCCGGCAUCUUGUCAAAAGGGAAGUGGAUUCCCAGGGGUCUCUGAUACUGGUGCCUGCUGCUGUUUCAAUGCAGAGUAUGGAUGUAUUUGUGUACAUGAAAAAUAGGUUCAAUUUUGCACUGUAAGAUGUCUCUGAAGUGUAAUUAAAUUUUUAUUAUUUAUUUGA